Molecule: messenger RNA, 580 nt
Organism: Fragaria vesca subsp. vesca
Lineage: Eukaryota; Viridiplantae; Streptophyta; Magnoliopsida; Rosales; Rosaceae
Product: thioredoxin-like 3-3-like
Exons: 3
Coding region: 37-432 (131 amino acids)
Source: RefSeq, a predicted model, not a curated record
AAGAACAAAUUUUGAACUUCAUUUUACAGAAAGGAAAUGGAGGCCGGAACUGGGUGGACCAGCGACGACGCCAACACCAAGAACGGCUUAAGUUUGCCGGCGAAUCGGCAUGGGAACCUAAAGACUGCCUCUAGCGAUCAAAACCUCAGUAACAUUCUUCUUCAAAUCAAGUCCUCCAAAACCCCUGCAGUCAUCAAUUACGGCGCAACCUGGUGCGGAGUGUGUAGCCAGAUUCUUCCCGCGUUCUGCAAGCUGAGUGAUAGUUUCCCAAAGUUUUCGUUUGUCUAUGCAGAUAUUGAUGAGUGCCCUGAAACUACUCAGCACAUUCGGUACACGCCGACCUUCCAUUUCUACAGAGAUGGUGAGAGGGUUGAUGAGAUGUUUGGUGCCGGCGAAGAGCGGCUUCAUGAUCGCUUGUGGUUGCAUUCUUGAGGAAUGACUGUUUGAAAAUGUCAGGUAUUGUUCUCUGUAUUCAUUAUGGCUGUACAAUUUGCGGACAAAAUUAUCAUUGGAGUUAUAAAGUCCAUUUCUACUUGUAUUGUUUGUCGAGGUUUCAGUUUGCAACUAUGGAAUUUGAAUG